Messenger RNA from Cladocopium goreaui, 2775 nucleotides. The record is from the annotation of a GenBank genome assembly. NCBI's taxonomy places the organism in Eukaryota, Dinophyceae, Suessiales, Symbiodiniaceae.
AUGCCCUCAAGUAGGGAUGUCAACGUGAGUCGGCGGGGUGGAACCACCAAAAAGAACGCUUUCUGUUCGUUCUGCCGCAAGAGCUAUCGUGAUGUCGGGCCUUUGGUCGAAGGUCCUGGCGAAGUCUAUAUCUGUGGCGAGUGCAUCGAACUGUGCCAAUCCAUCUUGGACCAGGAACGUCGCCGCCGGGGUACCAGCAAGCAACUCUUCACCAAGGUACCAAGUCCGCGGGAGAUCGUUGCCAAGCUUGAUGAGUAUGUCAUUGGGCAGAGUCGGGCCAAACAAGUACUUUCCGUCGCGGUUUACACGCAUUACCGGCGUUUGAUGCUGGGUGCCGAAUCGAGCGACGUUGAAAUCGAGAAGUCGAAUAUCUUGCUGCUCGGCCCCACCGGCUGUGGCAAGACGUUGCUGGCCCGUACGCUGGCCCGCAUUCUCGAUGUCCCCUUUGCCAUCGGCGAUGCCACCACGCUGACCGAAGCCGGUUACGUUGGUGAAGAUGUCGAGAACCUGUUGCUGAAGCUUCUGCACGCGGCCGACUUCGAUAUCGAAGCCGCGCAGCGUGGCGUGUUGUACAUCGACGAAAUCGACAAGAUCGGCAAGACCACACAGAACGUGUCGAUCACUCGCGAUGUCUCUGGCGAAGGGGUUCAGCAAGCUCUGCUCAAGAUGCUCGAAGGCACCGUGGCCAACGUUCCUCCGCAAGGCGGACGGAAGCAUCCCGAGCAGCAGUACAUCCAGAUGGACACCAGCAACAUUCUGUUCAUCUGCGGUGGAACCUUUGUCGGCAUCGACAAGAUCAUCAGCAAACGCCUGGGUCAACGCACGAUCGGGUUUACCAGCGACAACCGCUCGGACGAAGAGCGCGAUUUGGAGUUGGGCGAGUUGCUCGGUCAGGCAAACAGUGACGAUAUUCUCGAAUUCGGAUUAAUUCCGGAACUCGUGGGUCGUUUGCCGAUACUAACUUCAUUGACCCCCCUGGGCACCGAUGCUUUGGUUCGCGUAUUGCAAGAACCGAAGAACGCCCUGGUGCGUCAGUACCAGAAGCUGUUCGAGAUCGAAGAUGCCGAUCUCGAGUUCACCGAGACGGCCUUGGCCGCUAUCGCCGAUCGGGCUCGCGAGAAAGAGACCGGAGCGCGAGGGCUGCGAUCGAUCGUCGAAGACGUGAUGCUCGAUAUCAUGUUCGAUUUGCCCGAGCGUGGUGCCGGUCAACGGUACGUCAUCACAGAAGAUGUGGUGAUGGGCCGCGAACAGUUACUGCCUAUUCCACAAACCAAAAACAAAAGCACCGACUUGCCCGCGGUAGUCAAUGCAAUUGUGGAGAUCCCCAAGGGGCGGCGGAGCAAGUUCGAGGUGGAUAAGAAGACCGGGCUGAUCAAACUCGACCGGUACUUGUACAGCUCGAGCCACUAUCCUGGCGACUAUGGGUUCAUUCCCCAGACGUUGGCCGAGGACGGUGACGCACUGGACAUUCUGGUGAUGAUCAACGAGCCAACGUUCAGUGGUUGUCUGAUCGAAGCCCGGGUGAUUGGCUUGUUCCGCAUGAUCGAUCGCGGCGCGAAUGACUACAAAGUUCUGGGUGUGCCGAACACCGAUCCGUUGUUCGGGGAAAUCCAAGACCUGCCCGACGCUCCGUCGCACUAUCUGCUCGAGGUCGAACACUUCUUCACCACGUACAAACAACUUGAAGGCGUUACCAUUCAAACCGACGGUUGGGCCAACCGCGACGCGGCCAUCGCCGAAGUGAAGUCGGCCGUGGAAGCAACAACGCGCGACUUGAAGCAGCCCCGGUACUCCAAGAACGCCAGGCGACGCAGCCUGUGGUUGCUCGUUGUGGGAGCGAUCUUGAUCGCGGCGGCCGUGGGGUACAUUCAAUUCUUUCUCCUGCGUCCCAUGGGUGAAGGUCCGGCUGGUCCCCAUGUGGAUCGUGCGGCAUUUGAGGAGAUUUGGACCGAGCGGCCCGUGUUCAUCCUGGGGCUGGGCGACAGCGUAACGGCGGGGUUGGGAGCAAAGUCGCUGGACCACAGCUACUUUCAACGGUUGAUCAAGAACCCCGCCGACGAAUACGCCGAGAUGGAAGGCAUCUGUCUGAGCAACGUGAUGCCCGAUCUAGAGUCGGUGAAUCUGGCUAUCUCCGGAUCGACUUCGUUACACCACCUCGAGGUGCUAAAAGAUAAUUUCGAGACGCAAUCCCCGGACAUGUUCGGACUCGUCGUCAUGACGACCGGUGGGAACGACUUGAUCCACAACUACGGUCAAUCGCCGCCGCGCGAAGGAGCCAUGUACGGGGCAACGCUGCAAGAGGCGAAACCCUGGAUCGAGGGCUUUGAAACUCGAUUGAAUACCAUGCUCGAUAGCAUCGACGAGCGCUUCCCCGGCGGAUGUGAAAUCUUUUUGGCCGAUAUCUACGAUCCAACCGACGGAGUCGGUGAUGCUCCCAGCGUCUACCUUCCCCACUGGCCCGACGGGUUAGCCAUUCACGCCGAGUACAACGCAGUCAUCCGCCGGGUUGCUGAUGCGAGAGAAAACGUGCAUGUCGUCCCGCUUUACGAAACAUUCCUCGGUCAUGGAUCGCAUUGCCGCCAGUUCUGGCGAGCGACCUAUCGAGCAGAGGACCCUUACUACUGGUACUUCGACAAUAUCGAAGACCCGAAUGACCGUGGUUACGAUGCCAUACGACGGGUGUUUCUCAAUACGAUUGUGCCUGUGAAAGAGCGGUUUUUAAGGAAUUCAGAGGUUUCGAGCGGCUCCGAGAAGUCAUCGCCUCCCUCUCCCUGA